ACAUUUUCGGCACAACACCGGACCUGCCAAAUAGCCUACUAACUUUUUGCCAUCCAACUUCAGCAGUGGUCUCUCAAUAGCUGUAGGUAGGCUGCUACGAGCCACAGCCCCACCUUGCAGGGAACACUACUCCGUCUCGGACUUCACAGAUAACAACAUUCUGAGACAGACGGCUCAACCUCCACAGUCUGAACAGAUAGUCUUCAUGGACUAGAGGGGAUGGCUGCGCGACCGAGACUAUUUUACCUACUCACAACUUUAUUCCUGUUUUUCAACUACUACUCUGCAUUACCGGCGACUGGCACCAAGAGAGGAAACUCGGAUAAAUGCAACUAUAAGGGGCUCCAGGUUCAGUCAAGUUCUGACGAGAAUGGUCGGAAGCUCGGGGUCACAUUCCGAACAGACAAUUGCUCUGUGAACUGGAGCCCAUUGGGGAAGCAUGCCAUCUAUGAGGUGAACAAUGUGACGUUCAGCCACCUCUCCUGUGACAGCCAGGCUGCUGUGGUGGUCCACUGGAUGAGCAGCCCUCUGGGUAUAGAGCAUGUGAAGGGCUUCAGAGUUUACCUGGAGGACAAGGACCCAGAGGGGAAGCAGUGUCAGCACAUGAUCCUCAAAGACCCACGACAGCUCAAUUUUUCUUACAGCAAUGUGAAGAUGAACUCUCAGGCCUUCCCUGGCCUGGCCUUUGAGAUGGACUACAUGGUUCGGAUUGUUCCUUUCCCCACCUUCAUGAAUGACAGCUUCUUCCCGCCGUCCUUCCUGCGCACCAACUCCUGUGAAGUGCUUCUGGGACCCGACAACCUUGUCUGCAAACCAUUCUGGAAGCCCAAGACCCUCAACAUCUCUCAGCGGGGCACCAACCUCCAUGUUGUCUUUGACCACGCCCCCUCCACCUUUGGCUUCACCGUUUACUACCUGUACUACAAACUACGACAGGAGGGACCCUUCAGGCUCAAACGCUGCAACCCGGAGUUAAAUCUGCCCAAAACAACAUGUGUUCUUCAAGAUGUGAUACCAGGAACCUAUGCCAUUGAGCUGCGAGAUGACACCAACACCACCAGGAGACAGGCCCAGUACCACGUGAGCCAGGCCCACUCCCCGUGGGCAGGUCCUAUCAGAGCCAUGGCCAUCACUGUUCCUCUGGUCAUCAUUUCUGCCUUUGCUACACUCUUCACCGUCAUGUGCCGCAAAAAACAACAAGAGAACAUCUACUCCCAUCUGGACGAGGAGAGCUCUGAGUCAUCGUCUCACACCACAGCUCUGAAUGCAGACAGGCCCUGGCCCCGGACCAAGGUGUUUGUCUGCUACUCCACUAAGGACUGCCCCAAACACCUCGCUGUCAUACAGAGCUUCGCCUUCUUCCUCCAGGACUUCUGUGGCUGUGAGGUGACUCUGGACCUAUGGGAGCACCUGCAGAUCUGUAAGGAGGGCCAGAUGUCCUGGCUGAGCCGGCAGAUAGAUGAGGCUCACUACAUCAUCACUGUCUGCUCCAAGGGCCUCAAGUACUACGUAGAGAAGAAAAACCGCAGAGGGAAAUCACCAGCCAGAACUUGCCCUGGAGGUGGUGGAGCAGCAGCUGCAGCAGCGAAUGGAGCAGAGCUCUUCAUCGUUGCCGUGGCAAUGAUCGCAGAGAAGCUUCGCGAGGGGUGCCAGAAAGACCAGGACCUGUCUCGUUUCAUGGCCAUCUACUUCGACUACUCCCACGAGAGCGAUGUCCCCACCAUGCUGAGCCUGGCUCCCAAGUUCAAGCUCAUGGAUCAGCUCCCUCAGAUGUUCAGCCUCCUCCACUCUCGACAGCUCAGUUUACCAGAGCGUGAACCGCAGCCUCUCAACAUCAGCAAGAGGAACUACUUCCGGAGCAAGUCGGGGCGGUCUCUAUACGUAGCCAUCUGUAACAUGCACCAGCACAUUUCUCUGGAGCCUGAUUGGUUCGAGAGGCAGCUGAUGCCUGCCCCCCCAGCCCCGCCUCCGAAGCAGCGUGAUGCUGCCGGAGCGUCUUCAUCAUCAUCACCUCACAUGGGGAAGUUUGACUCUGGGCUGGUGCUCAAUGAGGUUCUGUUUAAGUUGCCAUCAGAAAGUGAGGGUACUCUGAAGAGGAAUGUGCUGCUCACGUCUCUCCCACCCAACCUCCGUCUGGCCCACUGCUCCCUGGACAGACCUGUGGGGCCUGGGCCCGGCUCCAGCCUCUCUCAGGGGGAGAUCGGGGGGCUGUCUGGGGCCUCACCUGGUCUGGGUCCUCUGGGUCUGGGGUCUCUGAGGCCUGUGGUCCCUCCCCAGGCUGGGGACGGCUCGGCCAGUCCUCCAGAGAUGCCCAGGGACUCGGGGAUCUAUGAUUCAUCAGUGCCUUCCUCUGAGCUGUCCAUCCCCCUCAUGGAGGGCCUGUCACCUGACCAGGCUGACUCCUCCUCUCUGGCCGAAAGCGAAUCAUCUUCUUCCGGACUGGGUGAUGAGGAGCCACCUGCUGUCAGCUCUCUGCGCUGCGCCAUGGCAACCAUCUGUAAAGCUGAGCUCCACCAACAACAUCUAAAGCAGUCUGAAGGACUGGGGCUCCCUCCUGUUCCUGUUGCUCCCUUGUAGUGAACGGAACAACAACUUUACAUUACCUGGACACGCAGAAAGACACUUUACUGCCUUCAAUGACACUGCCUUGAUACAGACCAUCAUCCCGAGUUGUACUAGCUAUCUAAAACAUUGGAUCCCAAAUGAACAGUGUACGGUAACCAAGCCCAUGGAUGUCAGUGAUGUCAUCUGCUUUGGAAUCUCUGUGGACUUGUGGCUGAUAGAACACUGAGGAAUGAUGAUGUCAUUGUUUUAGAACACAGAGGGUUUUGUGAAUGUUCUAAGUUGUGUGAAGGCAAGGCGUUAUUUAAUCAAAUGGUUCUAUGUUGUUUUGCAGCGCUGUCCUGUAUUUGUUAGUGGUCUAAAGGUGUUUAUUUUAGACUAGGCCAGAUCUUCCCUUUAAAACAUCCCAUACCAGGUUACUAGUUCACUAACACAUCUGCUUCAACUCCUCUAAUAAUCAUCAACCCUUGAUUACUUGAAUUAGGUGUGUUAGUGCUUGGCUUGAACAAAAACUCUGCAGCUUGAACAAAAGCUCUGCGACUUCAACACCAGAUGUAGUGUGUUUCUAACUGGGACAAUUCCGUGAGCCAGUGGUGAUGACCAUGCUCUUUUGAGUGGGAGAACGUUAGUUUGUUACUUCAUUUUAAUUGAUUGAAAAUUAUGAAAUAUGAAAUUACUUUUUAAGGAUACAAGGUGCGUCAAAACACUUUUACUUGUUUUUUUAAUGUAGUUUUCACACCAAUUUGUUUUACUAAUAGAAAAGGUUUAACACCUCUUGUAUAAGAGAUCAGAUAAAUUGUGAGUACCUAGGGCUGUGGCGGUCAUGACAUUUCGUCAGCCAGUGUUUGUCAAGCAAAUAACUGUCGGUCUCACGGUAAUUGACCGUUAAUUAACAUAAACACAUUGAGCAUCUCCUGGUUUCCACACACAGCCUACAAGCCACGGAUGCAGACCUUUGGAACAUCUACAUUUUAAAAAGUCUAAUAAAUCCAUGUAAUAAAGCCUACACCUUCACAAUAAAUCCAUUAUUUAUUUUAGACAGGUCUAAAGAAACAUGAUAUGAAGAAAAUGUAGUCUAUUUCAGAAGAACUGAAGAGCAUAUUCUGAGUUGUCCUUAUGUUAGGUCCUGAUCUGGCUAUGAAAAACGGCUGUGGGCUACGAUAGUUAAUUUAGCAGACAAAAUUUGGUUAGAAUUCCGUGGCAUUAUUUUAUAUUAUGAAGAAUACAAUUGAACAAAGCUGAAUAAAAUAGAGAGGAUGUUUUCUCCAAAUGAUUUGAGGGAGUGAACACAUGUGCUAUUGUGUUUUGAGCAGUUAACAAACAAAUAGGUAUUCCUAUGUGCUUCAUUUAUAGUUGUUAAUGUAACUUUAGUUGUUCUACAAACGUUGGGCUAUAUGUUUUGAUUUUUAAUACAUUGUAAGGCUGCAUGCUGAGACUAAUGAUGAUUUGAAAAAAGGUACUUGAAAGGCAUCUGCUUUGUUGUUUUUUUGCGCAGGCUGUAGCUUACACACUUCAUCAGUCUCUCAUUCACAAUUUGACAAGCGCUUGACAAUGCCUUGAAUUUCCCAGGGGUAUCCCCUUUGUGUGGCCGAUGCACCCCAAAAAAAAAAAUGUUGUGCGUUUUGCGGCCAGUACCCGUUGUUCCUUUCUCCCUGAUUGCUACAUGCUUCGAAGCACCCCUCACUCACAUGGCUCAGGUCUUUCUCACAGGCUACAAGUGAAGACAGGCACAUCGGGGAUGCAACUGCGUCCUCAUCCAAUUCAGAGGUACAUAUUGAACAUAUUGGAAGAACGUUCCACAUUUAUUUUUUGUCAACAAACAAUAUGAGUAAGCCUAAAGAACAGCAAAAGCACUAGCCUAUGUCAAUCUACUAUCCCCCAUAGUACAACAGUUGACUUAUUCUAUUCUGUGUGAGAAAUAAAUAUUCCAAACAUAGUCUGGGACAGUUGUGGGAUGCGAUAGAUCCCAAAUUAAUAACCACUAGCAUCAAAAAAGCUUUUUUUACGCGAUGAGACUGAUGCAACAGAUCAGAACGUUUAGCUUAAAAUGUGAUAAACUAUUAGGCUAUUUCAUCACAUUAUAAGCGCAGCAAUGCGCACAUGGCAGUAGGCUAUAAGCGGAAUGUUCCAUUAGCGGGAAAACACCAUUAUCAAAAGUAACUGCAAAUGCUAUUAUGCAUGUAAUGAUUUUAUUAUAAAGGUGCAUUUUUAUGCUGAAAAUGUUCUUCCCCGAACUGAAACUCACGCGCUGCUUAUGUAUGCCAGUUAGGCUUUACACCUCUUGUAAAGCAGAUUAAUGUGCUUAAUUUUAAGAAAUUAUUUGGCCACUUUAGAUGUGAUACAAACCUUAUCAAAACAUAUAGACCUAUGGGCUACAUGAGGUGUGUAACUAUGAUUAGAAAAAGUCACACAAAAAAGUGAUUGUUUCCUGCAAUAUUAGCCUAUCAAUAUUAGUGAUAGGCUAAUAUUGUCACCCAUCAGAUCUUGAUUUAAUAUUGUCUUUACAUAUACUAAAUAAUAUAUGUGUGAAAUUUGUUUGGAUUUAGAAUGGAUCAUUAUCAUGCACCUGUCUCGAAACGGGGUCAGAAUAGGAAAAAUACAUGUCAUCUAUGCACUUAAAUAGCCAAUGGAGGACGCUUUUCCCCGUGUGGUUUAUUUUCAUGCCAGCCAGGUAGGUUAAGCUCCUGUUGUAAAGAUAAGCAAAAUAAAUGAUAAUGAGAAAUAAAUAUAGUAGGCUUAGCCUAUAGAAAGCUGAUCCUUCUAUUUUUAGUAGAGGCCAUCACUCUAUUUUCUCACGCAAUUGCAUAGCCUAUAGAAAUGUUGCUCAACAGGAGCUCAUGGGCUCUCAUGAAGUGUUUGAUUAGAUUUCCCAUCACAUUUGCAUUGACGUCAGAGUGAUUAGAGAGACAAUAGAGUGCUGAGUACCGGGCAGUUAGCAAGAUUGGUAGACUCCUAAUGACCAGCAGCAGCAUCAGAGCUUGGAGAAAGCCGGGGUUGCGGUAAUAUGGUCACCGCCCCAGGAGUACCCACACUCUCUUUGAUCAUAUAUUUGACACCAGCAGUUCUGCAUUUUUUUUUGUCUCAAUCAGAGGAGUGGACAGAGGUGUCCAUUUUAGGAGCAAUUUCAUAAAAUAAAUGCCUUUAUUUGAAACUUGGAAAAUAUACUGUUAUUCAACUCUUAAAGAGAAAAAAUCGAAUUCAGCCUUAUGGGGUCUUCAGUAUACAGCGCAUUCGGAAAGUAUUCAGACCCCUUGACUUUUCCCCCAUUUUGUUAACGUUACAGCUGUAUUCUAAAAUAGAUUAAAUUAACAAAUGUGGUCAUCAAUCUACACACAAUACCCCGUAAUGACAAAGUGCAAACAGGUUUUUAGAAAUGUACAGAAAAUAAAAAACAGAAAUACCUUAUCUACAUAAGUAUUCAGCCCCUUUGCUAUACGAUUUGAAAUUGAGCUGAGGUGCAUCCUGUUUCGAUUGAUCAUCCUUGAGAUGUUUCUACAACUUCAUUGGAGUCCACCUGUGGUAAAUUCAAUUGCUUGGACAUGAUGUGGAAAGGCACACACCUGUCUAUAUAAGGUCCCACAGUUGACAGUGCAUGUCAGAGCUAAAACAAAGCCAUGAGGUCGAAGGAAUUGUCCAUAGAGCUCUGAGACAGGAUUGUGUCAAGGCACAGACCUGGGGCAGUAUUGAAGGUCCCCAAGAACACAGUGGCCUCCAUCAUUCUUAAAUGGAAGCAGUUUGGAACCGCCAAGAGUGUUCUUAGAGCUGGCUGCCUGGCCAAACUGAGCAAUCGGGGGAGAAGGGCCUUGGUCAGGGAGAUGACCAAGAACCCAAUGGUCACUCUGACAGAGCUCCAGAGUUGAUCUGUUCAGAUGGGAGAAUUUUACAGAAGGACAACCUUAUCUGCAGCACUGAUCAAACAUCUCUGGAGAGACCUGAAAAUACCUGUGCAGCGACACUCCCCAUCCAACCUGACAGGGCUUGAGAGGAUCUGCAGAGGAGAAUGGGAGAAACUCCCCAAAUACAGGUGUGCCAAGCUUGUAGCGUCAUACCCAAGAAGACUCGAGGCUGUAAUCGCUGACAAAUGUGCUUCAACAAAGUACUGAGUAAAGGUUCUGAAUACCUACAUGAAUGUGAUAUUUCCAUUUUUUUUAAAUAUACAUUUGGACCAUUUUCUAAAAAACUAUUUUUGCUUUGGCAUAAUGGGGUAUUGUGUGUAGAUUUUAUGAGGGGGAAAAAACAAUUUAAUCAAUUUUAGAAUAAGGCUGUAACAUAGCAAAACGUGUAAACGGUCAAGGGUUUUAGUACCAGUCAUUUUUAGAGCUUUGUAAAUAUGCAAAAGUAGUUACAUAAAAUCUAUUUUAUUCCAGUUUUGUAUAGUUUUUAGAUUCUUCGUUUUUUUUCUACAUUAUAUACAUACAGUGUACUGUUUUAUAGUACUCUAAUGUAGGAAAUAAACAUACAUUGAAAUAAA
Messenger RNA from Salvelinus fontinalis (brook trout), 7033 nucleotides. Its product is annotated as interleukin-17 receptor D-like. The record is from RefSeq and is a predicted model, not a curated record. Gene Ontology annotation, molecular function: interleukin-17 receptor activity. Lineage: Eukaryota; Metazoa; Chordata; Actinopteri; Salmoniformes; Salmonidae. The transcript has 14 exons. The coding region runs from base 220 to 2577 and encodes 785 amino acids.